Molecule: messenger RNA, 1266 nt
Organism: Helobdella robusta
Lineage: Eukaryota; Metazoa; Annelida; Clitellata; Rhynchobdellida; Glossiphoniidae
Exons: 6
Coding region: 669-1241 (190 amino acids)
Biological process (GO): negative regulation of intrinsic apoptotic signaling pathway; extrinsic apoptotic signaling pathway in absence of ligand; intrinsic apoptotic signaling pathway in response to DNA damage
Cellular component (GO): mitochondrial outer membrane
Molecular function (GO): protein heterodimerization activity; protein homodimerization activity
Source: RefSeq, a predicted model, not a curated record
UUGUUUUUAAUAAUUUUUAAAUUUUAAAAAGCAUUUUUUUUAGCAAAGAAAAAUCCACAAAUGCGACUUAUUCUAUCAAAUUUAUUAGCAAUAAUUUUUGUAAAUUUAUUAUUUUAUUUUUUAAAUCUAUGAAUUUAGUGUUUAAAAUUUAAAAUUAGAUAUUUGGCAUUUGGGUUGUUGUGAAAAAAUUGUAUAAACAUUUUAAACUGUUUGAUUUGCAUGGUGGGUGUGAAAGUGAAUAGAAGACUGAAGAAAUAGUAUACUAUAUAUGUGUAAAGUAUAAAAUUCUUGAAACAGAACAUUUGUCAAAAAUAGAUCACAAAUAACAAAUCAUUUUAUGCUGGUACCUGUAACUUGUAUGACACAUACACACACCACGCAUAUGAACUUAGCACAACUCUGUCUACUCGGGUUGAAACUAAUCAUCAUUAGUAGUGAAAAAUAAUAAUAUUGUUAUUGUUAUCAUAAUUAUACUAUAAAUACAGCUUGUUAUGGCUUGUGAAAGAUGAAUGUUUACCUAAAUAACUGAACAAAUUGUGAUGUAACUUAGUAAAAGUAAGUUACUGUCACCAUAAGCACUCUUUAUUCUAUUUGUGUUUUUCCACAUCAUCACCCACUUAUUCGACGUUACCUUGAUUCCUUAAAAACUUCGCAACCGUCCCAUCAAAAUGUCAUCUUUAGAAGCAACUAAUAAGAUUCUUGCAGCUGAUUACAUUUACUUCAAGCUGAGGAAAAGUAGAUUUGAUUGGCCAGUGAGAUGUCCUGUCGAUUUGAAAAAAGAUGGCGGAUGUGCUGAAGCCAAGUUGGCUAUGAGAAAUUUGGGAGAAGAGUUUGAGGAGAGAUACAGAGGUGUAUUCAAUGACAUGUGUCAACAACUGCACAUAACACCAAACAAUGCAUCAGCAACAUUCAGAGCCAUCAUUGGAGAAUUAUUUUCUGAUGGAAUCAGGUGGGGACGGAUUGUUGCCCUGUUCUCAUUUUCAGGUUGCCUGGCAGUUGAAUGCAUGGAGAGGAAGAUGCCUCACCUGGUUGAUGAAGUACUCACCUGGACGACUGCGUACCUCGAUGAACAUCUCUCCAAAUGGAUACAAGAUAAUAAUGGAUGGGAUGGCUUUGUUGAAUUCUCGAAAGGAGGGCAAACGAAGGAGUCACCCUGGCCGUCAUUCAAAACUUUAUGUGGAUAUGCUGUCGGUGCACUGGGAGUUCUCACGCUGGGCGCCAUCUUGUCUCAAAGAUCCUGAGUAGCGGGAAAAGAAAGUUGAUGUU